AUGACCGACGAAGAGAAAACGAAAGAGAUUAGCAAAGAGAUCGAAGCUACGGGUACGGAAGAGGACUCCGGAUUCGGAAAUGAGCCUUUUAAGAACCUUAAAAGAAGACGGACCACCGGCAACUAUAUCGGUAACCUUUUAUCGAUCAGACUAUUAGCUAAGCAAAGCACGCUUGCGUACGGCACUUUAAGCGCUUUUAACGAUAAUAGAAACGAUUUCCUUAAGCUAAGGGCAGCAGACCUUCACUUAAGAGCGAAGGAAUUAGCUUUGUUCGCGCGAAGCUUUCUUAAAGAGCUAAACUUAAGAGACGAUAAGAGUCUUGCCGACAAGCUGUAUUCAGCUUGUAAAAACGUGCUAGAGACGACUAUUGCGCGGAUGAACCUUGCUUUUACUUUUAUCGCUGUAGUUACCGAUAUACGACGAGCAAUAGCAUUUGCAACUAAGACCUUCCGACCUUCCGCCAAAGCGAAUAGAGCUUACGCGAGCUCUAGCGAGCCACACGAUCACACUUGCUCUUACAACACCUUAAAGGCUAACUCCGAUUUAAACGAAGAAUACGAAUGCUUUAUUCAAGACCGCUAA
Molecule: messenger RNA, 582 nt
Organism: Drepanopeziza brunnea f. sp. 'multigermtubi' MB_m1
Lineage: Eukaryota; Fungi; Ascomycota; Leotiomycetes; Helotiales; Drepanopezizaceae
Source: RefSeq, a predicted model, not a curated record